Molecule: messenger RNA, 2367 nt
Organism: Prorocentrum cordatum
Lineage: Eukaryota; Dinophyceae; Prorocentrales; Prorocentraceae
Source: the annotation of a GenBank genome assembly
GCGCGAUGUCAUCGCCGUAGCCGACGCCAUAAUCAAUGAGUUCAUGUCUUCGGUGGCCGAUUCCGCGUCCUACUUCGGCGCCAGUUGGAAGAACCACACUCGUUUUUGCAAACGUGUUCAGGAAGGCAUCGAGGAGAGACUUGCUUCAUUGCGAGAUCAGGAGUUGGAAAGCGAUGCGAAGGAGGAGGUUACCAAACUGCAGCAGGCCAAGAAAAUGAUUUCUUCAAUUCGAUGCAUUUGCGGACACGUCAACAGCAACGGCCUGAACAAUGCGAAAUUCGCAGAAGUGUACGACUCGCAGAUGUCCUUCUUGCGUCUCGAGCCAGAGUGCAAGGAUAUCAUGCCAUUGCAUCUCAAGCAGGCGCGGUUUCGCCUUCGCGUGACUAGCAUGUCUGACCCAGCGCAGUUCUGGCCAUUGGCAUCGGAAGCGACCUUGCGCUCGGAAGGGCGCGCCGAAAGGGACGUCGAGGAGACGCAGCGCGCGCUCAUCGAGGAGCGGAUAUUGAGCUUGACCUCGGAGGAUUGCGUUGAUUCCGUGACCGAGGGUCUUCGUGCUAUCUUCCCGGCGGACGCCAGGUACUUCAAGGAUAAGUUCGGCGACAUCAACGACGUUUUGAUUAGCCUGUGCACUGUGGCCAACGCCUUUUCCAUCCGUUGUUACGGCACGCCGCAGAAAAUAUCCAUCAGUUUACUGCGGGCACCAGGUCGCCAGGAACCCGCUGCUGCCCAGUCCGCUGUUGGUGAGCAUCGUGCUAGCAUAACAGUGCCGUUCGUGUGCGAGAAGGGAGUUGCCGACCUAGAGUACGCCAUCAAUGCCAUCUCCUUGCCAACGAGCUUUUGCCACUCAGUACGCUACCAUUCCAACGGCAGAGUUGCGGUCGAUCAGGCGUUUCCAGAGGGGGGCAAGGUUUGCCUCAAGGACGACAUCGUGCCUUUCGCAAAGAUGCUUUCCGAGUGCCUGGCGCAGGUUGGGACCUGCAGCCGCGCUGCUGAGAUCUUCGAUGCCACUGUUCUGCGCCGCGCCAAGGAGUUCUUCGCCCAGCUUCUGAUCGCAUCGGAACUUGCGUUCGUGCCGAUGUCGCGAAGGACCACGAAGAACAACCCGGCGCCGCCCGCGACCCCAGAUGAGGUGAUGUCUUUUGCGGCUCGGCCCAGCCUUGCCACUUUCUGGAGGGCUCUUGCGGAGUGCGAGCUUUGCCGUUCCUUUCUCAGCCGGGACCAUGACUUCGAUUUGUUCGAUGUUUGGGACAAGUGCGUCAGUUUCACAGUGAACAUCUUGCAGGCUUACGAUGCAGAGGCGGCCGAGAGCGUACCAGCAGAUGAAGCAGUUGCUUUGCAGGGGAAAAUCCAGUCGAUACGCGAUUUCGGCGAUGACAUUAAGAUGGCGUUGCGCGGCUUCAGCGAUGAGAUCGACAACUUCUUCGAGACGUCGAGCCUUUUCCAGGGCGCCAAGGUCGCGGGCAUCGUGAACCAUGCCAUCGCCCAGAAGGCAGCCAAGAAGUUCGCGCCGCUGACGACUGCCAUCGGAGAUGGCCUCGUCGGCAUCAGGGUGCAAUGCGACAUGCCCGACGCCGGCAUGGAUAAGAUCAUGGCUUUCGAAGUUCCCGAUGACGAGAUCAAUGACAUGAUUGACUUCUGCGACCAGGUGAAGGAUCCCGUGCUGAAGCCGGAGCUUGCUUACAUAUAUGGCUGGGUUGCGCUGCGCAAGAAGGGGGGGGCUCAAGCGGUCCGCAACUUCAUCGACGACGGCAAAACGGAGGGUUUGUUCAUCGGCGAGGGCAGGCCGGCGGCUGUCUUCGCAGGUCUCUUCCCAGAUAUGCCUGGCGCGGCAGAGGCGUACUUGCAGGACUGCGUCGAGGCGCUGACCAAAGCGGGGGAUUUGUUUACUUCUGUCCUGGUGUCCGAGACCCAGUGCAUGCGGUCUUGGUUCGGCGCGGUGCUGAUGGAGGGCGGGGAUCCCCCUGCGGACGGACAACCUCCGAAGGCUCCGCGGCAGAUCCACCGCGGCUCGCUGCUCGCCAACAACGCCUUGAUCUUGUCCAUGGUUCAGAACCCCGACUACCCGAAAAUUGGCGCCAAGCGCAGCCAGCUUCAGCAGGCGACGUCCAUCGUGAAGAGGCUCAACAGUUCCACGGGGAAGCUCGCGCUUGUCCAACCUGAGACAGUGGCCAACGCGACCAACGCCGUCACGCUUGGCGCCCAUGCGGAGACAGCUGCGGAGAAGGUACAAGCACUCAUCCUAGAGAAGGGCGUCGACCCAGGCAGCGACGUGACCGACGCGCUGAAGGGCUUCAUCGGCGAGGCCGCCUCGGAGAAGCCCAAGAAGCGCGCGGCGGGCGCAGCCAGCGGCUCCGCAGCAGCGGAGGG